Branchiostoma floridae (Florida lancelet) is the source of this 640-nucleotide messenger RNA. RefSeq names its product tripartite motif-containing protein 2-like. Gene Ontology annotation, biological process: negative regulation of translation; proteasome-mediated ubiquitin-dependent protein catabolic process; protein polyubiquitination. The record is from RefSeq and is a predicted model, not a curated record. Lineage: Eukaryota; Metazoa; Chordata; Leptocardii; Amphioxiformes; Branchiostomatidae. The transcript is spliced from 2 exons. The coding region runs from base 61 to 555 and encodes 164 amino acids. Gene Ontology annotation, molecular function: translation repressor activity; protein binding; ubiquitin protein ligase activity.
UACACUCACUCCGCGGACGGUUUAUCGGCGAGCAGAAAGAAGCUCUCCAUCGGAUACGACAUGAUACAGGACGCGGCGGAAAUUCCGGACGAGGAAGGGUUCGCGGUGGCCAUGAAGGGAACGAUCGUGAUCCUCGACAAGUCCGGCCAGCAGGUGUCCCGCUUCAGUACCAAGGUCGGAGCCAAGCGGGUGGCACUGACAGUCAGCCAGCACAACGGUGACGUCAUCCUCUCGCUGUUCUACGAGAGUAAGGUGAAAGUGUUCGACUGUAAGGGGACUCUGCGGGUGGAGUUUGGCUCUAAAGGGUCGGGGGACGGCCAGUUCGGGCAGCCCACGGGACUGUGUGUGGAUAAGGAAGGGAACAUCAUCGUGGCGGACAAGUGGAACCGGCGGGUGCAGCUGUUUGAUCGGGACGGGCGGUUCCUGAAGGUGAUCGCGUCGGCGGCAGACGGGCUGGAGGCGCCCAUAGCCGUGGCCGUGGGGUGGGACGGGCUGGACGGCAGGGUGGCGGUCACCGACACGGACAAGUACUGCAUCUUCGUCUUCAAAUACUGACUUUCCAUGGAGAGCAUGACAAUACUUUGUACUUACUUUUGCUUGCUAUCGUUAUUGUCCCGUCUUCACUACAAUCGGUGAUGGC